Molecule: messenger RNA, 1626 nt
Organism: Paramecium tetraurelia
Lineage: Eukaryota; Ciliophora; Oligohymenophorea; Peniculida; Parameciidae
Exons: 2
Biological process (GO): cell division
Cellular component (GO): anaphase-promoting complex
Molecular function (GO): protein binding
Source: RefSeq, a predicted model, not a curated record
AUGGAAUUAAUGCCUAAAUUGCAAGAAAUUCAAAAAGAGUUGCAAUAUUAUACUAGAUUCUUCCAAGAAAACAAACUCUAUCAUUCUAGCAAAUGGACAGGAGAGUUAUUAUUAGGAUUGACACAAGAAGAAGAUUUAUAAUAAUCAUAAUUUGCAAUGCAUUUUAUCCAAAGCAAUACAGAUUACAAUUAUCAAUUCAUAAGAGAAUUUGUUCCUGAAUACAAUGAUAUCAUUUUAGUAGCUAGAAAUCUAUUUGAUUUAAGAGAGUUCAAGAAAUGUGCAUCAUUAUUAUAAAAUCUAAUCCAUAAAAAUGAAUCAGCAAUGUUCCUCUAUUAUUAUUCAUAAUACAUGUAUGGAGAGUUGAGAAAGGAAGAGGAGAUAUUUGAGAAUGAGAACUCAAAAACAGCCACGAAUCCAGAGCUUAAAUUAUUGGAAAGAGAAUUAUCAAAAUUGUACAAUCAAAAGUAAUUAAAUUAAUUAAAUCUCUAUCUCUAUGGAUUGAUUUUAAAAGAUACAAUGAGACUAAGAGAAGCGAGAGAAGUAUUCAUCUAGGUUUUACAUCAAAUGCCUUGUUUUUGGAGUGUUUGGUUGGAGUUGUGUAAAUUGCUAACAGAAGAAGAUACUUUGGAGGAAUUACCAAAUCAUUGGAUGAAAUUAUUUUGGAGUUCUAAUUUUAAUUUGGAGAAGUUUAAGAAUGCCAAUUGUGUUGAAUAAUUCUAGACAUUACUAUAUUACUUUAGGAAUUCUAAUUUUAUCAUAAAUCAAAUUGCUAAUGCCUAUUAUAACAACUAAGAAUUUGAAUUAUCACUGGAGUGGUUUGAAAGAUUGCUGAGUAUUGAUCCUUACAGAUUUGAGAGUUUGGAUACAUAUUCAAAUAUUUUGUAUAUAAAGGAAAAUUAAGGGGAACUAGCAAACUUAGCAUUAUAAUCAUUUACCAAUAAUAAGUAUGUACCAGAAACUUGCUGUGUAGUUGGAAAUUAUUAUUCUCUUAUGAAUGAACAUGCAAAAGCGAUAAACUAUUUCCAAAGGGCUCUAAAACUAGAUAAGGAUUGUUUGGCAGCUUGGACUCUGAUGGGUCAUGAGUAUUUAGAAAUGAAGAAUGUGGCAUCUGCGAUACAGUCCUAUAGAAAUGCUGUAGAAAUAGAUCCAAAGGACUUUAGAGCUUGGUAUGGUUUGGGAUAGACCUAUGCAUUACAAGGGAUGAAUCAAUAUGCUCUGUAUUACUUUAGUAGGGCAGUUAUCAGCAGGCCGAAAGAUGCGAGAAUGUGGAAUGCAAUGGCAGAGUGUUACGAUAAGAUGGAUAAGAAAAAUGAAUCGAUGAAAUGUUAUGAAAGGGCAAACCAAUGUAAAGAUAAAGAAGGAAUUGCUAUCCAUUAGUUGGCGAAACUGUAUGAUGCAGUGGGUAAAACUGAUAAGGCGUUGUCUGCAUUUGAGGAGAGUUUGAAGAGAAAAGAUGAGGAGUAAAUAGUGGACAAGGAAUUAUCGGAGUCAUUACUAUAUUUGGCAAGGGCGUUUUUGAGAAGGGGAGAGAAUGAAAGGGCGAUGCAGAUGGCGAAAAGGCUUUAUGAUUUCAAUGGGCCGGAGAGAGACGAAGCCAAUUUAAUAAUGAGUUAAUUAAAUAAGUGA